This is a messenger RNA of Cydia strobilella, 6892 nucleotides long. RefSeq lists its product as uncharacterized. Gene Ontology annotation, molecular function: phosphatidylinositol-4,5-bisphosphate binding. The record is from RefSeq and is a predicted model, not a curated record. Gene Ontology annotation, cellular component: plasma membrane; exocyst. Gene Ontology annotation, biological process: Golgi to plasma membrane transport; exocytosis. The transcript is spliced from 23 exons. NCBI's taxonomy places the organism in Eukaryota, Metazoa, Arthropoda, Insecta, Lepidoptera, Tortricidae. Bases 222 to 6509 code for a protein of 2095 amino acids.
GUCUGCGUCAUCCAUCAUCCAUCUCAAACAUUUCAAUUUAAGCCAAAUGUUUUGAUAAUUAAUCGGAGGGCGUUGAUGAAAUUACAAAGAAGAACUGCUUCAUCAUCAUUUUACGGCUAAUUUUAUAGACAGUCUUUGUUUCAUUUAACGCGGGUUUAUGUGAGUUGGUAUAACAAGUACUAGGCUCAGCAGUCAGCAGACGGGUGCGGUGCGAGUGAGCGAUGGUAGAGGCGGCAAAGCGCGAGGAAGCGGGCUGGGCGCGCGCGCUGGCCGAGGCGGCCCCUGCCGGCGCGGAGGCGACCGUGCCGGACGCGGCGCUGGGCGCGCUGCUGGACGACGCCGACGCCACCGACGGAGAUGCCGAGCUUUGGGUGCGUCGCCUCGGCGAGCGCGUGGGGCGGCUGGACGCGCUGAACGUGGGCGGCAUGCUGGCGGCCGCCACCGAGGGCGGCGGCGCGGGCGCCCGGCUCUCCGCGCGGCUCGACGCGGGCGGCGCGGCAGCCUCGGCGCUCGCCGCACGGCUGUCGCGCCUCGACGCGUUGGCCCGCGCCGCUCCCGCGGCUUUACACGCGCGCUCCGGGGCCGCGCGCGCCGACGCCGCCGCGAGGGCUCUGCUCCAGGAGCUCACUGAAAUCUACGCUUGGCUCGACGCGCCGCCGCUGAGGGAUCUCGACUCUAUUUCUGAGAUCUCCCUCUUGAGCCCGGAGGGGCGCGCGCGCGCGCUGGCGGCGGGCGCGGCGCUGCGCACGGCGCUGCGCUCGGAGCCGCAGACGGCGCCGGCGCCGGCGCGGCGGCGACUGGGCGCCGUGCGCGAGCGCCUGCGCCGCCUGCAGCGCGCCAAGGAUGCACUCGCCGCCGCGCUCGCCCGCCACCUCAACAACCUGCUCAUCCAUCUCGGUAACGAGGCGGCGUCGGCGUCGGCGCCGGCGACGGCCGCGGCGGGGACGGCGCGCGCGCACCACGCCGACCUGCUGCCGUACGCGCCCUUCAUGCGCUGGCUCAAGGACAUGGACGAGAAGGCCUACGACGCGCUCACCAAAGUGUAUGUGAGCACGUGGUCGCGCGUGUACGAGCGCGAGGCGCGCGCGGCGUGCGAGACGGCGCGCGCCGCCCCCGCGCCGGCGCACGCCGCCACCGCCGACACGCCGCUCGACACUGUGUAUGUGGGCACGUGGUCGCGCGUGUACGAGCGCGAGGCGCGCGCGGCGUGCGAGACGGCGCGCGCCGCCCCCGCGCCGGCGCACGCCGCCACCGCCGACACGCCGCUCGACACUCGCGAGGCGCGCGCGGCGUGCGAGACGGCGCGCGCCGCCCCCGCGCCGGCGCACGCCGCCACCGCCGACACGCCGCUCGACACUGUGUAUGUGGGCACGUGGUCGCGCGUGUACGAGCGCGAGGCGCGCGCGGCGUGCGAGACGGCGCGCGCCGCCCCCGCGCCGGCGCACGCCGCCACCGCCGACACGCCGCUCGACACUGUGUAUGUGGGCACGUGGUCGCGCGUGUACGAGCGCGAGGUGCGCGCGGCGUGCGAGACGGCGCGCGCCGCCCCCGCGCCGGCGCACGCCGCCACCGCCGACACGCCGCUCGACACUGUGUAUGUGGGCACGUGGUCGCGCGUGUACGAGCGCGAGGCGCGCGCGGCGUGCGAGACGGCGCGCGCCGCCCCCGCGCCGGCGCACGCCGCCACCGCCGACACGCCGCUCGACACUGUGUAUGUGGGCACGUGGUCGCGCGUGUACGAGCGCGAGGUGCGCGCGGCGUGCGAGACGGCGCGCGCCGCCCCCGCGCCGGCGCACGCCGCCACCGCCGACACGCCGCUCGACACUGUGUAUGUGGGCACGUGGUCGCGCGUGUACGAGCGCGAGGCGCGCGCGGCGUGCGAGACGGCGCGCGCCGCCCCCGCGCCGGCGCACGCCGCCACCGCCGACACGCCGCUCGACACUGUGUAUGUGGGCACGUGGUCGCGCGUGUACGAGCGCGAGGUGCGCGCGGCGUGCGAGACGGCGCGCGCCGCCCCCGCGCCGGCGCACGCCGCCACCGCCGACACGCCGCUCGACACUGUGCGCGCGGCGUGCGAGACGGCGCGCGCCGCCCCCGCGCCGGCGCACGCCGCCACCGCCGACACGCCGCUCGACACUGUGUAUGUGGGCACGUGGUCGCGCGUGUACGAACGCGAGGUGCGCGCGGCGUGCGAGACGGCGCGCGCCGCCCCCGCGCCGGCGCACGCCGCCACCGCCGACACGCCGCUCGACACUGUGCUGACGGUGGUGGAGAACAUCUGCAAUGCGGAGCAAGAUUUCUGCACGCAGUUCUUUUUGUUGGACGUCGAUCUCACGAUGAGCGAGGGCAGCGACGGCGGCAGCGAGGCGAGCGAGGAGACGGCGGCGCGGCGCGGCGGCGGCGGCGGCGGCGGCGCGGAGGCGCGGCGCAUGAUGGCCGAGCUGUUCCCCGCGCUCGAGGCCGAGCUGGUGGCCACCGUCAACCAUCUCGAGCGGCAGCCUUACGGGGCAAUGCGCGCCCUGGCAUGCGUGGGCACUCGCGUGCUCGGCGACGGCGCGUCCGCCCCCGGGGCGGGGGCGGGGGCGGGGGUGACCGGGAGCGGGGGCGGGGGCGGGGGCGGGGAGGGACGCUGGGCGCGCACGGCGCUGGCGGCGGUGGCCGUGGCGGCCAAGCGCGGCGCCGACCGCGUCGUCGCGGACCGCCUCGCCGCCAUGCCCGAGGCCGCGAGGCAGGCCGCUAAGAGGCCUAAAGCGGGGCUGCUGGGAUUCCUAUCAGAGUUUGAAGAAUUAAGCUCGGUGUGCGAGGCGAUCUUCGGGCGCAGCGGACGGCGCGCGGACCUGGAGCGGUGGUACGCGGCGCUCGGCGGCGCCAUGCUGGCCGCCGUGGCCGCCGCCGAGCAUCCGCGCACGCCGCGCCCCGUGCUGCGGCUCGAGAACUACCACAAGCUGCACGCCCUGCUCGCGGCUCGCCGCGCGCAGGCGCUGGACGCGCUGCGGCGCGAGGCGCGCGCGCGCUACACGGAGGCGCUGCGGCAGUACGUCACGCAGUACUUCGGCCGACCGCUCGAUAAGCUCACCCAGUUCUUUGAGGGCGUGGCGGAGGCGGUGGCGGGCGGCGCGCGCGAGGAGGAGGUGUGUUACCGCGCCGCCUUCAGCAAGCACGAGCUGCGGCGCCUGCUCGCCAUGUACCCCGCGCCCGAGGUGCGCCGCUCCCUGCACCGGCUGUACAGGACCGUGGAGAAGCACCUCAGCGAGGAGGGCGGCCUGCUGCAGGUCGUGUGGCGCGCCAUGCAGGAGGAGUUCCUGCAGCAGCACCACGCGUUGCAGGUGCGUCUCCCACUCCACCCUCUACCGCGCCGCCUUCAGCAAGCACGAGCUGCGGCGCCUGCUCGCCAUGUACCCCGCGCCCGAGGUGCGCCGCUCCCUGCACCGGCUGUACAGGACCGUGGAGAAGCACCUCAGCGAGGAGGGCGGCCUGCUGCAGGUCGUGUGGCGCGCCAUGCAGGAGGAGUUCCUGCAGCAGCACCACGCGUUGCAGGUGCGUCUCCCACUCCACCCUCUACCGCGCCGCCUUCAGCAAGCACGAGCUGCGGCGCCUGCUCGCCAUGUACCCCGCGCCCGAGGUGCGCCGCUCCCUGCACCGGCUGUACAGGACCGUGGAGAAGCACCUCAGCGAGGAGGGCGGCCUGCUGCAGGUCGUGUGGCGCGCCAUGCAGGAGGAGUUCCUGCAGCAGCACCACGCGUUGCAGGUGCGUCUCCCACUCCACCCUCUACCGCGCCGCCUUCAGCAAGCACGAGCUGCGGCGCCUGCUCGCCAUGUACCCCGCGCCCGAGGUGCGCCGCUCCCUGCACCGGCUGUACAGGACCGUGGAGAAGCACCUCAGCGAGGAGGGCGGCCUGCUGCAGGUCGUGUGGCGCGCCAUGCAGGAGGAGUUCCUGCAGCAGCACCACGCGUUGCAGGUGCGUCUCCCACUCCACCCUCUACCGCGCCGCCUUCAGCAAGCACGAGCUGCGGCGCCUGCUCGCCAUGUACCCCGCGCCCGAGGUGCGCCGCUCCCUGCACCGGCUGUACAGGACCGUGGAGAAGCACCUCAGCGAGGAGGGCGGCCUGCUGCAGGUCGUGUGGCGCGCCAUGCAGGAGGAGUUCCUGCAGCAGCACCACGCGUUGCAGGUGCGUCUCCCACUCCACCCUCUACCGCGCCGCCUUCAGCAAGCACGAGCUGCGGCGCCUGCUCGCCAUGUACCCCGCGCCCGAGGUGCGCCGCUCCCUGCACCGGCUGUACAGGACCGUGGAGAAGCACCUCAGCGAGGAGGGCGGCCUGCUGCAGGUCGUGUGGCGCGCCAUGCAGGAGGAGUUCCUGCAGCAGCACCACGCGUUGCAGGUGCGUCUCCCACUCCACCCUCUACCGCGCCGCCUUCAGCAAGCACGAGCUGCGGCGCCUGCUCGCCAUGUACCCCGCGCCCGAGGUGCGCCGCUCCCUGCACCGGCUGUACAGGACCGUGGAGAAGCACCUCAGCGAGGAGGGCGGCCUGCUGCAGGUCGUGUGGCGCGCCAUGCAGGAGGAGUUCCUGCAGCAGCACCACGCGUUGCAGGUGCGUCUCCCACUCCACCCUCUACCGCGCCGCCUUCAGCAAGCACGAGCUGCGGCGCCUGCUCGCCAUGUACCCCGCGCCCGAGGUGCGCCGCUCCCUGCACCGGCUGUACAGGACCGUGGAGAAGCACCUCAGCGAGGAGGGCGGCCUGCUGCAGGUCGUGUGGCGCGCCAUGCAGGAGGAGUUCCUGCAGCAGCACCACGCGUUGCAGGUGCGUCUCCCACUCCACCCUCUACCGCGCCGCCUUCAGCAAGCACGAGCUGCGGCGCCUGCUCGCCAUGUACCCCGCGCCCGAGGUGCGCCGCUCCCUGCACCGGCUGUACAGGACCGUGGAGAAGCACCUCAGCGAGGAGGGCGGCCUGCUGCAGGUCGUGUGGCGCGCCAUGCAGGAGGAGUUCCUGCAGCAGCACCACGCGUUGCAGGUGCGUCUCCCACUCCACCCUCUACCGCGCCGCCUUCAGCAAGCACGAGCUGCGGCGCCUGCUCGCCAUGUACCCCGCGCCCGAGGUGCGCCGCUCCCUGCACCGGCUGUACAGGACCGUGGAGAAGCACCUCAGCGAGGAGGGCGGCCUGCUGCAGGUCGUGUGGCGCGCCAUGCAGGAGGAGUUCCUGCAGCAGCACCACGCGUUGCAGGUGCGUCUCCCACUCCACCCUCUACCGCGCCGCCUUCAGCAAGCACGAGCUGCGGCGCCUGCUCGCCAUGUACCCCGCGCCCGAGGUGCGCCGCUCCCUGCACCGGCUGUACAGGACCGUGGAGAAGCACCUCAGCGAGGAGGGCGGCCUGCUGCAGGUCGUGUGGCGCGCCAUGCAGGAGGAGUUCCUGCAGCAGCACCACGCGUUGCAGGUGCGUCUCCCACUCCACCCUCUACCGCGCCGCCUUCAGCAAGCACGAGCUGCGGCGCCUGCUCGCCAUGUACCCCGCGCCCGAGGUGCGCCGCUCCCUGCACCGGCUGUACAGGACCGUGGAGAAGCACCUCAGCGAGGAGGGCGGCCUGCUGCAGGUCGUGUGGCGCGCCAUGCAGGAGGAGUUCCUGCAGCAGCACCACGCGUUGCAGGUGCGUCUCCCACUCCACCCUCUACCGCGCCGCCUUCAGCAAGCACGAGCUGCGGCGCCUGCUCGCCAUGUACCCCGCGCCCGAGGUGCGCCGCUCCCUGCACCGGCUGUACAGGACCGUGGAGAAGCACCUCAGCGAGGAGGGCGGCCUGCUGCAGGUCGUGUGGCGCGCCAUGCAGGAGGAGUUCCUGCAGCAGCACCACGCGUUGCAGGUGCGUCUCCCACUCCACCCUCUACCGCGCCGCCUUCAGCAAGCACGAGCUGCGGCGCCUGCUCGCCAUGUACCCCGCGCCCGAGGUGCGCCGCUCCCUGCACCGGCUGUACAGGACCGUGGAGAAGCACCUCAGCGAGGAGGGCGGCCUGCUGCAGGUCGUGUGGCGCGCCAUGCAGGAGGAGUUCCUGCAGCAGCACCACGCGUUGCAGGUGCGUCUCCCACUCCACCCUCUACCGCGCCGCCUUCAGCAAGCACGAGCUGCGGCGCCUGCUCGCCAUGUACCCCGCGCCCGAGGUGCGCCGCUCCCUGCACCGGCUGUACAGGACCGUGGAGAAGCACCUCAGCGAGGAGGGCGGCCUGCUGCAGGUCGUGUGGCGCGCCAUGCAGGAGGAGUUCCUGCAGCAGCACCACGCGUUGCAGGCGCGCAUCGCGGCGUGCUACCCGGGCGCGGGGCUGGCGCUGCCGCUCACCACGCAGGACAUCCUCGACGCCUUCUCCGACAUCGCGCGCGAGCACUGACCGAGUAUACGAUACGAGUAACACUGUUGCUGGAUGCUGGACAUGCUGGUGCUGGUGCUGGACACAACACAAGCACUCGACCUUUGUUGUGACGACACAACAAAGGUCGAGUGCUUGUGUUGAACGCUAGGUUUGGCUUGGACUGCUCUGAGCUGUUCUGAGCCAUGGCCCCUGUUGGCGUAAGGGUUAAUAUGUCUACGUCUUUUCAAAUUCACGUAGGCAGGAGUUUUCUGUUUCCCCCCAUUUCGCAAAAAAAUUGACAAAAACACCCUGCCCUCUAUAAUGCUUACGUAAUACAUGAAUGGUCCAAUACAGUGACAAGUUAGUUUCACUUGUAUUUGUAUGUACACCUUGCAGUUAUUUUAUGACUGAAGAGGAUAAAGGGUUUUCCCUUUCUAAUGUUAUUCCUUGAGUAUUCUGCCUGCAUUACAAUAAAUGUAAAUCUAAUAACCGUAAGAAGAAAAUCUAUUUAUAAUUAGUGUUUUUAUCAAUUAAUGAAUUAUACAAUAUAUU